AUGCGCGAGUACAAGAUUGUAGUGUUAGGUAGUGGUGGAGUAGGAAAAUCAGCAUUGACUGUUCAAUUUGUUCAAGGAAUUUUCGUGGAGAAAUAUGACCCAACCAUUGAGGACAGUUAUAGAAAGGAACAAUUCACAGCGAUGCGAGAUCUUUACAUGAAAAAUGGUCAAGGAUUUGUUCUUGUUUACUCGAUAACAGCACAAUCAACCUUUAAUGACUUAAUGGAUCUACGCGAUCAAAUUCUUCGAGUUAAAGACACUGAUGAGGUUCCAAUGAUUUUGGUCGGUAAUAAAUGUGAUCUCGAAGAUGAACGUGUGGUGGGUAAGGACCAGGGACAAAAUCUAGCACGCCAGUUUGGCUCAGCUUUUCUGGAAACAUCAGCAAAAGCUAAAAUUAACGUUAGCGAGGUAUUCUACGACUUAAUUCGGCAGAUCAACCGUCGUUACCCCGAAAGUGGUAAGCGUCAAGGACAGGGAUCGAAAAAAUGCUGUAAAUGCACAUUGAUGUGA
Cooperia oncophora is the source of this 510-nucleotide messenger RNA. NCBI's taxonomy places the organism in Eukaryota, Metazoa, Nematoda, Chromadorea, Rhabditida, Trichostrongylidae. The record is from the annotation of a GenBank genome assembly.